This is a messenger RNA of Mya arenaria, 1991 nucleotides long. RefSeq lists its product as uncharacterized. Gene Ontology annotation, molecular function: nucleic acid binding. Gene Ontology annotation, cellular component: nucleoplasm. The transcript has 4 exons. The record is from RefSeq and is a predicted model, not a curated record. Bases 70 to 1944 code for a protein of 624 amino acids. NCBI's taxonomy places the organism in Eukaryota, Metazoa, Mollusca, Bivalvia, Myida, Myidae.
UCCAAGAUGGCCGCGCCCAUGAACUUUCAUUUUGUUAGCUAAACGACAGAAAACAAUUAAGUUUUAAACAUGGACCAACCUAAGCAUCACAUCAAGCAGCCAGUUUGUGCCACAAGAUCCCCUUACAGAGAGGGUCGUAAGGCAACUGCAGUUAAGGUGUACACAGUUAACCAAGAGUCCAUCUAUGUGCUGGUACAAGGAGUUCCAUCUGUCGGAACAAGUCGGGAAUUGAUGCGUCUCUUUGAGGCACAGGGAGACUUGGAUGAUCACCGAGUACUGGAUGAAUACCCAGCUGCUCAGUUUACAGAGACACACCUGUUCAAAUACAAGAGAAUACAGUCUGCCAGAUUUGCAAAGCGGAAACUGGAUGACUGGUCAUUCUACGGCGGGGUUCUGCAUGUCUGCUAUGCUCCGGAGUACGAAAAUGUGGAGGAGACUCGCAACAAACUGAGGGACAGAAACAGGAUUAUCCUUGCAAAAACACGACAGUACAAAAAAGAUGGCACCUAUGACUUGAACCCAGGAACAAAUGAACAAACCAAUGGUUCAACUCCACAGCAGCUUAAGUCACACCCCAAUGAUCAUCAUUCCAAGCACACUAAUGAUAGAACUGAUUUUGAAAAUGGCUUUGAUGGUGACUUUGAAGAACAUUCCAUAGGGGAUCAACAUUCUGUUGAUAAUGUUGCAGCUGACCAUAUCAAUUUUGUACCAUCUUCUUCUUUGGAAGAACCAACAGAAUGUGCAAUCCACCAGCCUCAGUAUAAUAAUCAGUCUUUCCAAUAUCCAAGCUCAAGUUUUCAUCUCCACAGUGACACAGUGUCAGGAUUUAGUGAGGUUCGUGCUCCUUUUCCUAAUAGGCGAACUACCCACAAUGGUACAGGGUCAGGAUUCAGCAAUGUCCAUGGUAACUUUUCUGACAGACAUACUACUGCUAAACAGACAAACCAAGCUGUUCAACAGGCACAGGCAAUGAACAGAUAUGGUAGCAAAUCUAAGUCAGCUGUGACUUCAAUAGAGAUCAAAUCAGGUCAACAAAAAGAGGUUUUAGCAAACAAACUUUCUUCAGAUCAUAAUACAAGUGAGUGUUCCAAUGAACUGGAAAGGAUCUCAAAUAAAUCAGGUAGAAUAUCAAAUCAAUCAAAUAAUCCCGGUGGAAUAUCAAAUGAUCCAGGUAGAAUAUCAAUUGAGUCUGGUAGAACAGUGUCAAAUGAACAAGUGAGUAUCCCAUUUGAAACAGAUAGUGAAACUAAUUUAAAGGAUAAGGCUCUUAAGAGGCCAAUGAGAGUUAGUGAACCUGAUGAACAUAGAAAAGUAGAAAACAAACAUAAUUCUGAGAUACUUGUGUUACCACCACCUCCAAAACAGAGGAAGAUGUGUUUUACAGCAAACAAAACUUACCAGUUAGGUCACGGUAAAGUGCCAUCAGCUCAGGCUACAUUUCCAGAAGGCUUCGAUGCCAGAACUAACAAAAGUACUGUUAACUCAGUAGCAAAAAUUGAUCUUAGUGACAAAAACGUGGAUGAUACAAAAGUGAGCUCAAUUAAACGAGUGAGUAAUAGUGAUAAACAAAUAAGUCUGGUGUCAAAAACAAGUCAGGUUUCCAAUAAGUCGCAGAUGAGUGGUGUUGCGAAUAUUGGAAAGGUCUCUAAUACUGCGACAAUGUUUGUUCCAAGACAAACUCAAAAGAAAUCCCAGAUGGUUCAUAUACCCUUAUCGAAACAACCAAGUAAACAAACUAGUGAACAAAAAGAUAAAGUAGAAACAAAUGAUGAACUGAAUAAACAGUUGAAGAAGAACGCUUUUAUCCUUAAAGACAAACAAGGACCUGCUGACAUUGUAAAAACACGAAAAACUGUGAUAGUGGCAGAGGAGUCUGUGAAACAAACUGUAACUCAGAUAAGAGAUAAAAUGUCAAGUAUUUCCAAUGUAUCCCGAAAAAAGUGAUGAAUUAUCACGUUGCCUUAUAAAUGUGGGAAAACGUUUAUUAUGUC